Camelina sativa (false flax) is the source of this 1297-nucleotide messenger RNA. The record is from RefSeq and is a predicted model, not a curated record. Lineage: Eukaryota; Viridiplantae; Streptophyta; Magnoliopsida; Brassicales; Brassicaceae.
AAAGAAAAACAUAAAGAGCUUUAGCCUUUAGACGCUCCUCCCCCUUUUUUGUAUAUUUUUGAUAUUACUUACGUGUGCUCUACGCGAGUCUCUCUCUGUCUCUGUCCUUCUCUUGUUCCUGUCGCUACCUUGUGGUUGAGUUAGUAAAAAAAUCUCAUAACCCCCCAACCCCCCCCCCCCCCCNCCCCCACAAUGGAAAUGGGAGAGAGCAUCAUCAACUCGAGUUGUUAGGGUUUGCGAUAUUUUUGAGGUUUGUGUCGGUGAGAUCUCCAGAAAUUGUAAAAAAAAAAAAGAUAAGGGUUCUCUAGGGAUAUAGGUUUUUGUUUUCUCUCACUCAGAAAAUGCGAAAAUCGUUCAAGGAUUCACUCAAGGCUCUUGAAGCUGAUAUCCAGUUCGCCAACACCCUGGCAUCAGAGUAUCCAGAGGAGUAUGAUGGUGGCUGCGUGCAGAUGAGACUAUCUUACAGCCCCGCGGCUCAUCUCUUUCUCUUCCUUCUUCAGUGGACGGAUUGUCAUUUCGCUGGCGCUCUUGGAUUGCUUAGGAUCCUUAUUUAUAAGGCAUAUGUUGAUGGGAAAACCACAAUGUCGCUACAUGAACGCAAAGCUAGCAUCAGAGAAUUCUAUGAUGUGUUGUUUCCUUCGCUAUUGCAACUUCACGGAGGGAUAACCGAUGUAGAAGAAAGGAAACAGAAGGAGAUAUGCGACAAAAGAUACCGGAAAAAGGACAGAACAGAUAAAGGAAAGAUGUCAGAGAUCGACUUGGAGAGGGAAGAAGAGUGUGGCAUUUGCUUGGAGGUUCGGAAUAAAGUUGUUCUUCCUACUUGCAAUCACUCCAUGUGUAUAAACUGCUACAGAAACUGGCGUGCACGGUCACAGUCGUGCCCGUUCUGUAGAGGCAGCUUGAAAAGGGUGAAUUCUGGUGAUCUGUGGAUUUACACUUCGAGCAAAGAGAUUGCGGAUAUACCAGCGAUUUACAAGGAGAAUCUGAAGAGGUUGUUGAUUUACAUUGACAAGUUGCCUCUCGUUGCUUCUGAUCCAAAUCUAGGCUCUUAUGCUCCUCUUGCUCGGUGAACAGUUCACUCUCUCUCUAUAUUUCUUCUAGUUAUGCACAUAGCAAUAUUACAUCAUCUCUUUGUGCCCACUUUGUAUAUAACAACAUUUUAUGUGUUUUCUCUCUUUCUGUUUCUGCCUUUUAAGUUAUUUUUUAUUCAGCUCUCUACAGUCUCUGGUUUGGAUUUUGUGUAUAAAAACAAACCACCUUUGGUUAACCACAUUGAUAGAUCUCGAUAAUUUGUUGA